Candidozyma duobushaemuli is the source of this 2679-nucleotide messenger RNA. RefSeq lists its product as uncharacterized. The record is from RefSeq and is a predicted model, not a curated record. The coding region runs from base 1 to 2679 and encodes 892 amino acids. Gene Ontology annotation, cellular component: mitotic spindle. The transcript has a single exon. Gene Ontology annotation, molecular function: protein binding. NCBI's taxonomy places the organism in Eukaryota, Fungi, Ascomycota, Pichiomycetes, Serinales, Metschnikowiaceae. Gene Ontology annotation, biological process: mitotic spindle organization; regulation of mitotic cell cycle.
AUGGCGUAUGUGGCCAGUGGAGGUGUCAUAGUUUGUGAGGUGGAUGCAAAAAACGGCACUUUGGGUAAACAGCGGCUAUUUGUGGCCAAUCUGGGCGUGGAGAGCGAUGAUUUGGCCAAGUUGGAGAGAGGAACGGAUAAAAGGGACAAAUUCGACAUACCUCUCGAAAGCACUUACACGUACGGAAAGGACCGUAUAGAUACUAAGGUCGAUGGAGAAGCGCUGCCGUCUAAGCUCAAGGAUAGGGUCAGGGCUGUUUCCUGUGUGGCACUUUCGCCAAAUGGCCGUGUUUUGGCUGUGGGUGAGUCAGGAUACCAUCCUCGGAUUCUUCUUUACUCCUUGGCUGCAAACUCGUCAGGGGUUCCAUUCGCUGUGAUACACGAACAUACGUUUGGAGUAAAGAGCAUCGCGUUUCUGCCGGAUUCACGCCACUUUGCCUCUUUGGGGCAGCUCUCCGAUGGUUUUCUACAUAUCUGGAAGUACAGUGCCACGUCUGUAUCGCUCAAAGCUACGAACAAGUGCUCGUCAAUUGUGAACAAGGUGUUCUGGCACCUGCUGACCACGAUUGUUACUGCUGGAUUGCGUUUCCUCAAAAUAUGGAGCUACGAGGCUCACGACUCGAGCAGAGCUGUUGUUUUAAAAGGACGCAAUGUGGUGCUAGGGCUGAACCUAGAAGUGGACUUCACCCAAGCCGUUUCGCUUUCUAGCGACGAGGUGCUUCUAUCGGGCUGCCAUAGUGCUCUCUAUGUGCUUUCGCUUUCUGGACUUAGCAUUGUUCCAGUGGAGGUACCCAAUGGCUCAUCUACGUACUAUGGCUUGGAGACUGAGGCUGGUUCCCAGAAAGUGAGCUAUUUUGAUGGUGAAACUCCCAGACUCGUUGGUUUUGAUGAGCUUAAGCAUUCCUCCAACCGACUGGCGCCAUCGUCGCCUUCGAAGAUUGCCCUGAUGUUCUCCAACCUUUCAUUGAAGGCCACAACACCAGACUAUCCCGUGGUGACGUCCCACUUGACUUCAAACGACAACCAACUCUACUCAAUUUACCUCACGAACAAGAAAGAACUCUGCGUUUUGAACACGCUGUCUGGAGAUAUCAAGACGCUUGUCGCUGCUCCGGUUACUCGAGCUGGAGGGAUGAAGCGGGCUUCUAACGGCGACCUUUUGGUUUACUCCAAAUGCGGCAACCUCAAAACGGUGAAUGGUCACGGAAUCACCCAGCUAGCCUCCAUCCGUUUGCCACAGACUGAUCAGCUUGAAAAUGAGCUAACAGCAGUGGACUAUGACGGUACAUAUGCGUACUUUGGAGAUCGCUACGGCCAGCUCGUUGUUAAUGAUACUAAUACUGGUGACGAUGUAUUGCAAUUGAAGGCCCACUCUUCUUCAAUCAAUGACCUUAUACGGUUUAAGGCAAGCUCGUUGGAACUCCUUGUCACAACAUCAAGAGACCGAACAGUUCAAUUAUUCUACCAGAACGACGAUAAGUGGGAGCUUCUUCAGACGAUCGCCAACCAUACGGGAAACCUCGUCUUCUGCAAAGUAUACGAGGAAUCGCUUGACGUCUGUUCGGCUGAUAGAUCCAUCUCCAUCUACGGCUUCAGGGAAUUUCCUGGCGACGAGAUGCCCGUUGAAGUGUACCAAAAGCGGGUUCUUACCUUGAAGCAUUCCCCUACAGCCAUGGAGCUCCUAGACAACGAGCUUCAUGUUGCAACGAACGACAAAUCUGUCCAUGUCUACGAUGCAAAAACUGCAGACUUCAAAUACUCCACCAAACUCACAAACGAGAAAGGAGAUUCGCUCAGUGUGGAGAACUUUGCACAGAUUGAUGGCUAUUUCGCUGUUUCGUCCAAUGAUCGCUCCAUUCGUCUCUACUCUUCUCAUUACUCGAAGCUGCAGGCUGUCACCUGGGGCCACUCUGAAACCAUUCUUGAAAUGGUCAGCUCCGAUCUUACUUUGUACUCCAUUGGGCUGGAUGGAUGUCUUUUUAUAUGGAAUGUCCUGGAGGCAGCCGAGUCGAACCAUUCCAGCUUCAAGGAAGACGAUUCUGAUCUGAGCUUGGUCGAGCCAGACAAUCUGCCUCUUUUUGCCAAAGUGACAAGAAAGAUCCUCCCAGUUGCAUCAGCAUCCAAACCAUUAAGCACACAAAGUACACCCAAAUUUGACAGGGAAAGCUCUCCAUCAAAACGAUCGCUGAUCAUCCUUGAUCCAAGCUCCCCAUCACCAGCUCCAACUACAACCCCAAGACUUACGAACGCUACUAUCAAGAGAAUGGAGGCUCGAAAAGGAACUCAGGCUUCACCUGCAAAAAGCCCAUCUCCUAAACGAACCUCUCCAUCCAGAACACUGUCUCCUAUAAGAAUUACAAACAAACCCAGUGCUACGUUACGGUCACUGGUCCUGCCAUCCAGAAAAGCUUCUGUUGAUUCAAUCACAAACCCACAACCUCGGCUAGCACCGCAGAAUAGCUCAGAUUCUAUGGAUAGAGCGUCUGCGUACAUCACAAUCAUCAAGUCCCACGCACAAAAAGGGCUCUUUACAGGUGAAGAGAAGGAAAGUUUGAUCGAACAAUUGAAGGACUUGAUCAGUGUGUUGGGCGGAACCGUGGGUUCUACAGGGAAUGACACUAUUCUUGAAAAAUUCGGCCAACAACUCGUCGAACUCGUUCAGAAAAAAUUUCAAGAUUGA